UCCUGCAGCAUCGCUACUAUGGCGGAACACGAAGCAGGAAUUCCGUUCUAUGUGACUAUGACAGCACUGAUCAACGACGCCACCAGGCGAUGAACACCGUGGCUUCAGAGCCGAACUGUUGCCCGCUGACGAACGGCGACCUCAGUUGUUCAAACUUACCGUUGCCUUGAGAGUAAUUUCGCUCUUUUUUUGUAUUCCCGCUUUGGCGGAAGUGUUCAAGCUAAGGCGCUCACUCAGAUGUUUCGAGUUGGACUGGUGCCUUGUCUUUUUUUUCUAAAACAUUCGAAGUUAUAGAACUUUAUUGGCAACUUAUGGAUUCUUUGGACGAGCUGUCUCAUGGACUGGCCAACUUGUCCAUGUUUCCCUUCUUUGACGCGGCGCAUUACAUCGUGUCGGUCAUGGCUCUGAGGGAGCAGCCAGGAGCUCUGGAGGUCUCCCGCACGAGUCCGUUGGCCUGCUGGUUUAGCUCCAUGCUGUCCUGCUUCGGCGGCGCCGUGCUCUCCGGCAUCAUGCUGGCCGAACCACCCGUGGCGCCGCUGUCCAACGGCACCAGCAUCCUGCUCGCUUCGCUCCUCUGGUACCUUGUGUUCUACUGCCCUCUGGACCUGAUGUACAGCUCCACGGCACAGCCCCCUUUGCGCUUAGUUCUGUCCAUAAUGAAAGAAGUAACACGCACGUGGAAGGUGCUGGGCGGCGUCACACAAGCGCGCAAGAAGUACAAAGACGGACUGCUGGUCAUGAUCGCCAUCGGCUGUGCCAGAGGAGCUGGAGGAGGUCUGAUAAGUAAUUUUGAGCAGCUCGUCCGCGGCGUGUGGAAACCGGAAACCAACGAGCUCCUCAAAAUGUCUUAUUCCACCAAGGUGACCCUGAUUGGGGCGGUGCUGUUCGCUCUGCAGCAGACUCACUACCUGCCUCUCCACACGCACCAUCUGAUGCUCAUCUACACCACAUUCACUGUGGUCAACAAGGCGAGGAUGAUGCUGACGGGCUCGGCGACGUCGCCCUUCGCCCCCAUCGAAUCGGUCCUCCACAAAACUCUCUUCGCCGGCUUCUCCCCGUACGCCGCCCUCACCGCGCCGUCGACGAACAACGUCGCCAAGAGCGUGCCGGCCAAGAGCGUGCCGACCAAAAAGCGCCGACAGUCUCCAGCUAACGGGGCGAAUAAGGACCUCCAGACCAAAGACAAGUCAAAGAAGAACACCUGACAUAGCCUUUUUUUGUUGGGGAACAUGGUUGCCUUGGUGGAAUGUCAUUUCUUAAGCUAACUGCAAUCAAGCCUGCACCUUAUUUUGGAGGUACAGUCCUGUGAUGUUUUCAGCCCAAUGCACUCUUGCAGCAAAAUGUGUCUUAAUUUGAAUUAUAUUCUUUAUUUUAUUCUGAAAUUAAGCUUUAUCUCUAUCCGGGUUUGGGGAUCAAUGCUAAGCACCUGAAUGGCUUUUUCUGUGUGUAAAUACUGUGAUGCUUCCUGCAAAUGCUAUUUUUCCUACACUGAAAGCAGAUAUGAUCUUUUUUUAUUAUAACUAUAUUCUGUAUUGUGUUUAAUUUGUUUAAAAAAGAAUCAUUGCACUUUUGAAAACAAAGCUUUUUGAUGAAUAAAUGGUGAGCGAUCGUGUGGAAUUAAAUUGAAUUUCUGUUGAAA
Messenger RNA from Syngnathus typhle (broad-nosed pipefish), 1639 nucleotides. RefSeq names its product transmembrane protein 38B (gene tmem38b). NCBI's taxonomy places the organism in Eukaryota, Metazoa, Chordata, Actinopteri, Syngnathiformes, Syngnathidae. Gene Ontology annotation, biological process: potassium ion transmembrane transport. The coding region runs from base 312 to 1205 and encodes 297 amino acids. Gene Ontology annotation, molecular function: identical protein binding; potassium channel activity. Gene Ontology annotation, cellular component: membrane. The transcript is spliced from 6 exons. The record is from RefSeq and is a predicted model, not a curated record.